AUGGAAAGUAUGUAUGAUGAAUAUCAGGCUGAUGAAACACGCUCGAGGCAGCAAUGUGUCUUCAGGACAAGCCCAGAACUUCUUCUUAAUCCUGUUACGAUUUGUAGAAAUGAGGCUGAAAAGUGCUUGAUUGAAACAUCUAUUAAUUCCCUAAGAAUAAGUCUAAAGGUGAAACAGUCAGAUGAACUUGAAAAUAUACUAACAAAGAAGUUCCUUAGAUUUUUGUCUAUGAGAGCAGAAGCGUUUCAGGUGUUGAGGAGAAAGCCAGUUCAGGGCUUCGACAUUAGUUUUCUCAUUACAAAUUAUCACUGUGAAGACAUGCAGAAGCAGAAGCUUAUUGAUUUCAUAGUGCAAUUCAUGGAGGAUAUUGACAAGGAGAUCAGUGAACUGAAACUGUCAGUGAAUACGCGAGGAAGGCUUGUCGCUACUGAGUUUCUAAAGCAAUUCAUCUGAUGCUUCUUUUCCUUGUUUACUGUCUGUUUUAUUCUUGUAGCAACUAGAAUAUAUGUUCAUUUUUUUGUCCUCUAUUGAAGCUACAUAUUACAGAAAUUCUCUAUUGUAUUGCACCAAUGAGCUCCCUUUUUCUUCACUUAUUUGAGGAGCCGCUAUGGCAGAAUGAAUUCCCAGUUAGUAGAGUUUUCAAUCAGCUAUAAUAA
Messenger RNA from Lycium ferocissimum, 656 nucleotides. Its product is annotated as actin-related protein 2/3 complex subunit 4-like. The transcript is spliced from 7 exons. NCBI's taxonomy places the organism in Eukaryota, Viridiplantae, Streptophyta, Magnoliopsida, Solanales, Solanaceae. Gene Ontology annotation, molecular function: actin filament binding. The record is from RefSeq and is a predicted model, not a curated record. Bases 1 to 453 code for a protein of 150 amino acids. Gene Ontology annotation, biological process: actin filament polymerization; Arp2/3 complex-mediated actin nucleation. Gene Ontology annotation, cellular component: Arp2/3 protein complex; actin cytoskeleton.